Molecule: messenger RNA, 318 nt
Organism: Cetraspora pellucida
Lineage: Eukaryota; Fungi; Glomeromycota; Glomeromycetes; Diversisporales; Gigasporaceae
Source: the annotation of a GenBank genome assembly
AUGCCUAAAAGAACAACUCUAACAGAUAAUCAAAAAUUUGAAUUCUGUGUCUAUGCCUGUAAUAACAAAAGAACCCAUUCAGAAUAUGACCAACAACUUUCAAAUGAAAUCAUAAAUCCAGAAGCCAAGCAACAUAGGACCGUUACUGUACCAGAGCUUGAGCUAGCACUCAAGGAAUUCAUAUUAAUCUAUCAACACUGCACUAUUCUAAGUGAUGCUAUGAUGAUCAAAAAAGCAAAAUUGUUAGUGGAUGAACUUGAAGUCCCUGAAGGCAAGUUACAUUUUUCUUCUGAGUGGCUUCAAAAAUUUAAAGAGUGA